AUGCUUCUACAGGGUUUUGAGGAGCAGGUGCUUGGCGCCACUCUUCCAGGUCUUUUUCUUGCAUUGUUGAAUACAGAGAAUAGCCCGUCAUCGCGCUAUACACAUAUGUUCUUUCUUCAUGCUCACUCGUUCUGCUCACCAGAGCAUCUACUCGGCACUUUCGAGGCCGAUUAUCUCAGCAACGAGCGCGAUGAAGAGCGCGAGCAUCUCGUUAAAAUCUUGUGUGUGUGGAUUCAAGACUACUGGGAUCCUGCCAGAGAUGCCAGCGUGCUGGACCAUCUCGCGACUCUAGUGCAAACCACUUUUUCCCAGCACGCAUGCAAGAGCGUCUCUCAGCUGCGCUCCAUCGUUACAUGGCGUAUCCGUUCCAGAGACUUGCACGUCCCAGACGUCCCAUUAGACAUCAUGGAAUUUUCGUUGCGCAUUCAAAGGCAGGGCGUACCGCAGCUUCCUGUGGUAUCACGAUCGCUCAUGUCAUCAAUCCAGUCAGCCUCGACUGUGUGGGAUGUCGAUGUGCUGAGUUUCGAUCCAGUUGAGCUUGCACGGCAAAUCACGUUGUAUGAAAAUGCGCUCUUUUGUCAGAUCAAUGCACUAGAACUAAUAUAUCCUGCUGACUCAGGCUCAGACCGAGACUCCGACCAAUCCACACGCAUAACUGCGCGCCCGUCCUACGUGCGUGCUAUGACACAUAUGUCAACGCAGCUCACCAACUGGAUCAGCCAAUGCAUUCUUCGCGAGCCUGCGGUGAAGCAGCGGACACAGCUUUUGCGCUUUUUUAUUCUGCUUGGCUAUGCCAGCUAUGAGAUGCAAAACUACAAUCUGCUUAUGGCCGUGCUGGGCGCCAUCGGUUCGGGGAACAUCCUGCGGUUGAAACAGACUUGGACCGGGUUGCACGCACGGAAAAUCGCCCGAUUUCAUCAUCUUAGCCGUGUCAUGGAGCCUACUCGCAACUUUUUCAUUUACCGUGCAUAUUUGCGCCAAGCCCAAGGCCCAACGCUUCCGUUUUUAGGCCUGAUCUUGACUGACAUUACGUUUUGCAAGGAUGGCAACCCAAUACGGCGUGCCUUUCCCGGUCGCAGUACAAGUAUGAUCAAUCUCGUACGCUUGCACAAGCUUUCAAAGAUCAUGGAUAAUGUGCGAUCGUUCCAGAAGCCAUUUGCUAUAACGCCUGUGCCAGAGAUUCAAUUGUUCUUGCAGUGGAUUCGCGAUGAUGGGCGGUCGCACUCACACUCAGACUAUAUGGCCAUGAGCGAAGAAAUGUAUCAACGGAGUUUAGAGUUAGAGCCUCGUCUCACUCCCAAGAGUGCGCCAACUCGAGCACGUUCACCCUCGUCCGGAAGGAAUUUACGGUCGUGGUUGACACUCAAAUCUCCCUACGAUGUGAUUUUUUCCAACACAAACGGGCGCGACAAUUAG
Molecule: messenger RNA, 1416 nt
Organism: Malassezia globosa CBS 7966
Lineage: Eukaryota; Fungi; Basidiomycota; Malasseziomycetes; Malasseziales; Malasseziaceae
Exons: 1
Coding region: 1-1416 (471 amino acids)
Biological process (GO): positive regulation of GTPase activity; Ras protein signal transduction
Cellular component (GO): plasma membrane
Molecular function (GO): guanyl-nucleotide exchange factor activity
Source: RefSeq, a predicted model, not a curated record